Molecule: messenger RNA, 767 nt
Organism: Haliotis rubra (blacklip abalone)
Lineage: Eukaryota; Metazoa; Mollusca; Gastropoda; Lepetellida; Haliotidae
Product: ribosome biogenesis protein SLX9 homolog
Exons: 5
Coding region: 76-720 (214 amino acids)
Biological process (GO): maturation of SSU-rRNA from tricistronic rRNA transcript (SSU-rRNA, 5.8S rRNA, LSU-rRNA)
Cellular component (GO): nucleolus; preribosome, small subunit precursor; 90S preribosome
Source: RefSeq, a predicted model, not a curated record
CGCCCAAGGCGUGCAUGUGUUGUUGAACGUAUCUUGUGUUAUUUUGGUGUUUCUGACUCAAAACUAACGUCCAACAUGGGGAAAGUGAAACGACAACGAUCUAAACUCCACAACACGCCCAUUAAACCAAAGAAAGAGGAGAAGACUAGCUUAGUCGACAAAACUAAAGCAAAUGUGACGAAUGGUUCCUCUAAAGCUGCAGUCGAGCCCAAGGAUGUUUCUUUGUCUGACAACAUUUUCAGCUCUCUGAAGAUAGACAACAAAGCUCUUGCUCAGAAACUGCCAGACUUCGACACUCGCAGUACAGUGACCAGCAAAACGUUCAAAGGAUUGAAUCUCAAGAAAAAGGACAAGAGGAAAAUCAGACAUGAAGUUUUCAUGCAGAAAAUUGAUGCAGUGAAGGCAGCCAAACAGAAGGCCAAGGACAAGAAGAAGCGAGAGAAGACCCCUAUUGUUGGAGACAUGUCAGUGAUGGAGGAAGCGCUCCCCACGCUGGAGUUGCUGAUGAAGGAAGGCAGCAAGUCCCAGAGGCAAUCCAACCCUGAGAAGGUGAGAGGCGUGGCCAAGGAGAGGAAGAGGAGGAAGCAAAUGUUGUCCGAUAUGGCCAUCUUCAAGCAAGUCCUGGCGCACCCUGCCUUCAUCGAGAACCCAACAGCCACCAUUGCCGAGCAUCUGCAGAACAAACUGAAGCAGGAGGAGGACGAGGAGAUGGAUACGUGAUCCGUGGGGGAUGGGGUUUGUUGGGGAGGGGGUUACUUGUGGGAUGG